AUGAGAGUUAAGGAGAGAAAAGGCGGAUUCGCUGGGCCCUUUCCGGAUGGUCAUUUUACGCACAGCGGGGCAGCAUGCGGAUCAGCGCGCCGCCCUACCUUAACAGUCAUCCCUCUUCCCACCAUUCAGAUCCCGCGUCUUUUUCGAAUCUGCUGGGAAACGGUCGGUUCGGAGAUAGGGAUGUAGGAAUUGCUGGGUUCUGUGACACUCCCGGACAACCACGUGCCCGAAAAAGACCUGGUUUCGAAAAGAAACGAAUGCACCUGGCCGUUGAAGAGCGCGCUGGCCUUUUUCCAUCUUCUGGACACCGGCACCGAACGGCCUCGAGGUCUGGGAUAACGGCCACUUCCAGGCAGCGCAAUAAAGCUGGGCGAUCCUGAAGUGGCACGAUAAGGGAAAGGGACCCUGAAGGAAGGGACUCCGUUAGGGAUACGGCCAUUCGUUCUUAAUUUGCGUAAGAGAAUGGGGUCAUGUAAUAAUAGAGCGGCUGACACUUUGUCAAUUGACGAGCGCGAUCGAGGUGCCAACCUUUUUAGCCCGCAAACCCUCUGGUAAUUCCGAGAUAUUUUGAGAUGCCGAAUUGAUGGGUGUGUUAAGGGAUGGUUUAGGUCGCGGCAAGAAACAAUAGGCGUAUGAUGUACCGCGUUCUUCCGCUUAUCCGCACCCUUAUCCCUCCCCGAAUAUCUCCGCUGUCACUGAUGAGGCAUCGCCUCGCGCACUCCACUUCUUGUCGUCUUCUUCCUGUAGCCGUGGAGUCAGCAACCUCGGAACGCUGAACGACCUUCCUCUCCCUUGUUCACCCCAACAACCUCCCCGAUUAUUUUGCGGUGACGUUCCGGUUGUCAGUGAUUUGAUGUGAGGCGAAAGUGUUUGUUCUCCCUCCUUUCUGGUCGUCCCUUCUUUCUUCGCGCACCCGGCCUCUUAUCAGCCGCGCAGUCGUUUGUUGAAUGCCGUAGGGCGUGCUGAGGUCGGUCGUUUGGUUUGUUCAGUGAGAGGCCGCUUUUGUUUGGGGAGGACGGGCUUCGGCCUUAUCAGUCGCAUCAGCCCAACGGGAGUCAAGAAUUCUUUGGCCUUACGCGCUUCGGGCAAACAUGGCGGCCCGCUCCUUUGCUCGUUCUCUUGAACUGACUGCUCACUCUCCUUUCCUUAUCUCUUGGCCAAAACCGGCCGGGCCCGGUUAAGCGCGUGGCCGACCGCAAAAAGCGCAAUUGUUGGGGAGUUAAGGGGGUUAAGGCUGGUUGUGUUUGUUCAUUUUCAUUGCACUGCAUCGCAUUCGGCGCCCUUUCCCUCCAUUCAUCCUCGACUGGGCCCGGUAAGGAGAUGGCGAAAUAUAUUUUUGUGGCCAAGAACCAAGGACAACAGGAAGGGCCAAGAAGGGUGCUUGUUUCAGAAUCUCGGUCUUUAUCUCCCUCCCUUUGUUGGCCUCUUUCCUCCUCCACUCGUCUUGUCUUAUCUUGGCCAGGCCUGUGCGCGAGACCCUUAUCCUCAACCGCCCUCGCUCUCUAAUUCCUCGUUUUAUAUGAAAACGCGAAUUUCCCACUCAAUUUUUAAUCAAAAUCGCCAAUUUCAUGGAGUUCCAUUUCAGCCCCUCGUUUUAUGAAGCAAGAAUGACGAUCGUCGGUUCCAGUGCGUCAUCGCCCUGCUGUAAUGGAAACGAAGACGAGUCCCAGACCCAUGAUGCGUGCCCCUCCUGUAAGAAACUCCAUCAGGACCUCACCAUCACCGUCACUCGCAUCUCCGACAAAUUGGAGUUGUUAGUAAAGAGUGUUGAUGAGAUUUAUCAACGACUCCAGAUGUCACCCGCAGAUCAGAAACCUCCGAUGCCAGCAAAACUCGAACGGAAGAUCAGCGCCCCCGAGACCCCAUCAAAUAUAAUGGAUCUGUUUUCAUCGAUCAACGAAGCCAAGAAUCUCACCGAAAUGCUGCAAUCCAUGAGUCAGCCCACCAACUCGGAAUCUUUCAGCAAUGAUCAACGUCUCCCACCGAUUUCCACCCCUGAGAGCGUUAAAGCCGAAAGUAUUCAGUAAGUUUUCUAAAUAACUUUUUAUCGUUAAAUUUCUUACGCUACAACUUUCAAAAGUUAAAUGUUUUGUGAGGUUUGACCUCUGAUCUAUACACGUAUAAUUUACUUUAGGAGUUCGAACGGAAAUGGAAGCCGUAAACGUAAGCCCCAUCGCUCUUCAGUCCAACAUCUGCCAUCGGAAGCAGCCACCUCCGAUGAUACGAACACCCCCCACAUGGCUUUGAUGGCCGCUCUAGGCCUGGAUGUGUUCAAUUCCGCCGCCUCAUCACCAUCUGGAAAGCGGAAAGCUGCGCGCAAAUCCCCGACUGCCUCGGCUUUGGAUAUAUCAUCCGUUUUCCAAGGUAAUCAGAGUGAUGAUCAGAAGAAUCAGGACGAAGUUACGGCCAAUCUGAUGUCCCUCUUGACCAAUGGUAAUCUGAAUGGAGCUCCCAAAUCCAACGGUCAAUAUUACAAUGAGAAUAUACCCAUUAAAGAAGAGGUAAGGGUUUUAAAUAUAAUUGGAGGUUUACAACUCCUCGGUAAUAGGAAUUACUCAGUUAAUCAUGAUAUGUUCUCUGAUGACUAACUCUCUUUUAAAACAUAUUUCGCAAGAGUAUUAUAAGGGACGAGUUCAUAAUGUUUUUUGUGUUUUCAGCUGAAAUCGGAAAACAAUUCGACUACAUCGAGAUGUUCGAACUGCGAGACCACGGUGACCACUGCCUGGCGCAGAGAUGCCGAAGGCCGACUAGUUUGCAAUGCCUGCGGUCUUUACUACCGGUUACAUAAGGUAGGAAUAUUAUUUUUAUUUUUAAUAGGGAUUGGGGAUAUUACUUUAGCCAUUGAAGGGCUUCUUCUUCUAUUUAGUAUAUUUAAUAUACGAGUUAUUGUAAUUCUUCUUUUUUCAGACUAACAGACCCGUUUCCAUGCGCAAAGACGCCAUCCAACAGAGAUUCAGAAGGAAAAACAAAGACGAUUCAGCUACGAACUCGCCCAUGGAUACUAAUCAGAGCUUCAAUUUCAACGCCUCCAGUGAAUUGUAAGUAACGGAGAAGCUGAUUGGCAUAAUAAAGGGGAGAUUAGAUCGGACAUCUCUUUAAUCCGGGUAAUGGGCAGGAACAGAUUUGAUGGAUUACUACGUGACAGGUUGGAGAAAUGUUACGCAAUCACCAUGAUUUAGGUGUGGAAAUGAACUGUAAUCUCUAGAAAUUAGGAGAUGUAAAAAUAUACAUCGGGGUUGUUUACAUAAAAAAUGUAAUUAUUUUCAUAUCGUUGUUUGCAGUAUGUCGUCAUUCAACAACUCAGUGAGCUCCAUGAUGGAACACAUCCAAGACGUCGAUGAAAAACCCGAUUCCAUCGAUGAUUGGACCAAGUUCGAUCAAUCUGCCACCUCCAAUUCCUUGCCAAACUUUGUGUUAAACUUAAUGAAACAGCCUCAGGUUGACAUGGGAGUUCAGUAA
This is a messenger RNA of Bursaphelenchus xylophilus (pine wood nematode), 3459 nucleotides long. The record is from the annotation of a GenBank genome assembly. NCBI's taxonomy places the organism in Eukaryota, Metazoa, Nematoda, Chromadorea, Rhabditida, Aphelenchoididae.